Westerdykella ornata is the source of this 882-nucleotide messenger RNA. RefSeq lists its product as uncharacterized. NCBI's taxonomy places the organism in Eukaryota, Fungi, Ascomycota, Dothideomycetes, Pleosporales, Sporormiaceae. Bases 264 to 800 code for a protein of 178 amino acids. The record is from RefSeq and is a predicted model, not a curated record. The transcript has a single exon.
AAUUCGGCAUCUCGUCGACGGCGAGGGAUGACGGGCAGCCCAACACGCUCUCACCGGCUCGGAUUGUGGCGCUGAGGAAGCCACAACGACCCAGGUGACUUCACGUGGCUUGUGGCUUGUCCCAGAAAUCCUCCACGGUGGAUCCGUGUGGACGGCAUCCCGAAAGGUUCUGGCAGUAAGAUGAUGAACUGGCCGCUCAAAGAUCUUUGUUGAACUCUUUCCUCGUGGGGCUGAGCAGUGCGAGUCAAGCAGGACUGGUGGUUAUGUAUCAGAAUCAUGCGGCCUCAUCAAGCAGGCGACGAGGCACCGUUAAAAAAGGGACUCUCACCCCGAGCCGAGUCGAGUCCAGCCAGGUACCUUUCCUUUCUGGCCCCACGGCGGACUCUCUGCAGGGGCAUGCACGGCAGCCAGUCAGCAGUCGGGGCCAGAUUGGGGGACGGACACGGGGGGAAGAAAGUGCAUGGAUGCGUGACACGAGGGCUGCUCGACCUGGCCCUUUCCACUGCCGACCGGCGAACGGCGGGACGAGGGCCACGGAAGACAUUGUUUUGCGUCACGGCACGGACAGCCACGCCAAGAGCAUGUUGGAAGCUUCAACGAGUGCCCCGGCUGCCACACACCCACACACCCACACACACGGACGCAUGCACACACACACCCGCUGCAGCCAGCCCUCCUCCAGUCCCCCUCACAAAACGAGCGCACUCGGCACCUCCAGCGGGCCAGCGCAACAACCCCUCGAGCUGCUGCCGCCCGUCUCUUCUUCCAGUCUCCGGCGAUGCAUGAUAAUGAUAAGAUGACGCAGCGCCUCCCUGCGGACAAGCAUGGUUGUGCAACAGUAGGUAGACAGCCGCCCGCCUCCUUCUAUCGGGUGCCUGACUG